CUCUGGGCAGGGGCUGACGUUAGCAAGCGUGUACAUAGCCAUAGGCACAUGAAAAUUGUCAGUCUGACAGUCAGUCAGUCGUUCUGUCUUUGUUGGUUGUAAUUCACUAAGACUGCCGUUACUGCGUAGGUGUGGAUCUGCAGCGUACGUGUGUCGUCGUUGAGAGGGAUGGAGGCAAGAAAUGGAACAGAAAUAUUGAGUGGAGAUAUAGUAACGACUCUCCCUGAUCCUGCAUACAUCUUGGCUAUCGACAUUGGGACAACAACACUGAGGUCUCACGUGUACAAUGCUAAUGCUAAUGUCGUUGGAAUAGGUUCAAAGAGGAUACAACUUCUUUACCCUCAGCCGGGAUGGGUGGAGAUGGAUGAAGAGGUUUUCUACCAACAGUUCAUUGAUGUUGUCAAAAUAUCUUUAGAGAGAGCGAAUAUCACAGCAGCUGAUGUCACAUCGUUAGGCAUCUCCACACAGAGGAACACCUUUAUAACUUGGGAUCGGGAGACGGGUAAACCGUUCCAUAGAUUGAUCACGUGGAAGGACACGCGCUUCGAUGCAUACUGCCACACGUGGAACAACUGUGUCACUGUCAAGGCUCUACGCGCCGGCUCUAGGUGCCUCUACUCCCUGACGAGAAACAAACGCUACCUCGCGACCACUGUCUUCCAGUUCAAGACAGAGACGUUGCCCAUAAGACUCCGCUGGCUGUUGGAUCACAACGCAGAGAUGAACAGACGGUCAUGCGAGGGGCAAGUCAUGUUUGGAACUAUCGAAACAUGGUUGCUAUGGAAACUGACAGGAGGAAAGAAACACCUUGUAGACUGGUCAAGUGCCAGCAGCACACUUCUGUUUGAUCCGUAUCUGCUUCAGUGGAGCUCCAUCAUCCUGCGACUCGUUGGUCUGCCGAUGGACAUGCUGCCACGCCUUGUCGACACUGCCGGGGACUUCGGCGAAACUCUGCCCGAGGUAUUCGGUGCCCCAAUCAAGGUCGCGGCGAUGGUAGGGGACCAGCAGGCAGCCAUGUUUGGAGAAUGCUGCUUCGCGGUGGGUGACGUGAAAUGUACGAUGGGCACCGGAACCUUCAUAGACAUCAACACCGGCAGCAACUCACGCACGUCUCGCGGAGGCCUCUAUCCUCUCGUUGGUUGGAAGAUGGAGGAUGAGGUUGUGUAUUUAGCAGAGGGAGGGUCAGCAGACACGGGAACAGCCAUCUCCUGGGCUCAGGACAUCGGACUGUUUGCGGAAGCGCGGGAGAGCUCUGCGAUCGCGGAGUCUGUGAAAGAUUCCAACGGUGUGUUCUUCAUUCCUUCCUUCAGUGGUCUCCAGGCUCCCGUCAACGAUGCGCAGGCGUGCGCGGGUUUCCUCGGUCUCUCCUCGCACACGACGAAGGCUCACAUGGUUCGCUCGUUACUCGAGUCGCUUGCCUUCCGCAUCAAACAGCUGUUUGAGACGAUCGUUGCCGAGGCGACCUUUCCCGUCGGUAACAUGAGGGAUGGGGAGGCGUGCCAAGCAACGAGUUUUCUGUUGAGCAGCUCAUGUCGAUCUUGA
Priapulus caudatus is the source of this 1542-nucleotide messenger RNA. Its product is annotated as putative glycerol kinase 5. The coding region runs from base 169 to 1542 and encodes 457 amino acids. Gene Ontology annotation, cellular component: mitochondrion. Gene Ontology annotation, molecular function: glycerol kinase activity. The transcript has 13 exons. Lineage: Eukaryota; Metazoa; Priapulida; Priapulimorpha; Priapulimorphida; Priapulidae. The record is from RefSeq and is a predicted model, not a curated record. Gene Ontology annotation, biological process: glycerol metabolic process; glycerol-3-phosphate biosynthetic process; triglyceride metabolic process.